GCAGCGUAUCGUGCAAUCAUUCGAAGAAGACGAGAAAAAGGGCGAGAGUGAAACUUUACAGACCUUUCUGACUCAAAUUUUUUCAGUUGUUUUAGUUUUACGGUGUUAAAAGUGAAAUUAAACAGACAUACGCGCUCUUAUUUGUCGAUAUCUGACAGCACUCACAGACAGCACGGAGAAGUCGGAAUGAUCCUGAGCAGUAAAAGGUUGUGGCGGCUUCUUUAAUAGCUGUCACCACGGCGGGGGAUCUCCGGACCUCCGUCUGCAGGGUGGUCAUCUACCUCCAAAGGGACAUGUCUGGGGAGAGCUGCCUGCCCCAGCAUCACACCCAGUCCCACUGUGCCUCCUCAGCCCUUCCUUUGUCUUGUCCCAAGACUAAGACCUGCAGCUAUCGUGGAGCUGUGGGCUUGGGCAACAAGUAUGUGCGGCUUAAUGUGGGUGGUAGCCUGUUUUACACCACACUGCAGGUGCUGACCAGGCACGACUCCAUGCUGAGAGCCAUGUUCAGUGGAAAGAAGGAAGUGUUUACGGACAAAGAAGGUUGGAUCCUGAUUGACCGCAGCGGGAAACACUUUGGCAGCAUUCUGUGUUACCUGCGUGAUAGCACCGUGACUUUACCCAAAGGUCGUCAGGCUGUCCUGGAGCUGCUGGCCGAGGCAAAGUAUUACCUCAUCGAGGGCCUGGUAGAGCUUUGUCAAAAUUCCCUGCAGGACAAUAAAGAGCAGCCUAUGUGUCUCAUACCUGUGGUCACCUCCAGGAAGGAAGAGGAAAGGCUCAUCCAGUCCUCUAAGAAGCCUGUGGUAAAGCUGUUGUACAACAGAAGCAACAACAAGUACUCCUACACCAGUAACUCUGAUGACAACCUGCUGAAGAACAUCGAGCUGUUCGACAGGCUCUCCCUCAGUUUCAACGGCCGCGUCCUCUUCAUCAAAGACGUGAUCGGAGAUGAGAUCUGCUGCUGGUCAUUUUACGGUCAGGGCCGCAAGCUGGCCGAAGUCUGCUGCACCUCCAUCGUCUACACCACAGAAAAGAAGCAGACCAAGGUGGAGUUUCCUGAAGCACGAAUCUAUGAGGAGACUUUGAACACAUUGCUGUAUGAGACGAUGCCGUUGCCUGACAACUCCCUGCUGGAGGCAACCAGACGGAGCUACAACAACUGCGGCUCCCUCAGUGAGGAAGAGGACGGGCCAGGAGGAUCUGAGCUUCGAGAGCGAGUCCGCCGAAUCCACGUCAAGAGGUACAGCACGUAUGACGACCGGCCGCUCGGACACUGAGACUGAAAACGCUGCGUAGACUUCAGCCUUUCACAUCGAGGAUGAACUUUCAAACAUGAUGCUGAUGUGCUGUCAUUUCUCCUGAGAAUGUUAGACUCUCUUUACCACUAUGUGAAGUAAGAAGUUCAGCUGUGGCCUUAAAGUUUUUAAACCUGACUUUUUAAAAUUCAGAUAGCUGUGAUGUCAUCUACUCUGUCCACCAUUAUUAUCAGAAAAUUCAGAGUAGUUUUUCUUUUUAAAUGUAGAUUAGUAGAGGGUAAAUCACUAUUAUGCACUAUUUCUUAAAAAAAAAGUAUUGUUACAAUGAAAGCACUUACACUCAAUCAGUAUGAGAGUGUGUUUUAUAUUUAUAAAUUAUAUUUUCAUACACAUUUUAACAUUAACAAGAUAAACCUGUUUUCUCCAGAAUCAGUGUGCCUUUUUGAAUACAUGUACCAAUAUGCCUUUUUCCAGUUGUGAAGAUAAAAGUUCAUUAUUCAGCA
This is a messenger RNA of Cheilinus undulatus (humphead wrasse), 1756 nucleotides long. RefSeq names its product tumor necrosis factor, alpha-induced protein 1 (endothelial) (gene tnfaip1). Lineage: Eukaryota; Metazoa; Chordata; Actinopteri; Labriformes; Labridae. Gene Ontology annotation, cellular component: Cul3-RING ubiquitin ligase complex. The coding region runs from base 294 to 1274 and encodes 326 amino acids. Gene Ontology annotation, molecular function: protein binding; ubiquitin-protein transferase activity. The transcript is spliced from 7 exons. The record is from RefSeq and is a predicted model, not a curated record. Gene Ontology annotation, biological process: protein homooligomerization; protein ubiquitination; proteasome-mediated ubiquitin-dependent protein catabolic process.